Molecule: messenger RNA, 669 nt
Organism: Pichia membranifaciens NRRL Y-2026
Lineage: Eukaryota; Fungi; Ascomycota; Pichiomycetes; Pichiales; Pichiaceae
Exons: 1
Coding region: 1-669 (222 amino acids)
Biological process (GO): regulation of transcription by RNA polymerase II
Cellular component (GO): nucleus
Molecular function (GO): DNA-binding transcription factor activity, RNA polymerase II-specific; RNA polymerase II cis-regulatory region sequence-specific DNA binding
Source: RefSeq, a predicted model, not a curated record
AUGAAAAUCGAGGAGAAGGAGAGAGAGGUGAAGAGGGAGCAGUUGCGAGCACAGUCGCAGCUGAACAACCCGCGGAGCAAGGCGAAGAGGGCCAAGGCCGCAGGCAAGGGCGAGGCCAAGGUGGUGAAGAAGCGCAAGGUUUUCCGCUGCUCCUUCUGCAACAAGGUGUUCACGCGGAAGUCGAACCUCGACUCGCAUCUGAUCACCCACAGCACAGAGCGGCCCCACGUGUGCCAGGAGUGUGGCAAGUCCUUUGCCCGCUUGUCCGACCGCACCCGGCACGAGAGCACCACGCACAAGGCCACCAAGACCUUCCAGUGCCGCGGCGUGAAGAAGGACGGUGUCAGAGAGUGGGGCUGCGGCCACUUCUACUCGCGUGCCGACGGCUUGCGCAAGCACUUCAAGAGCUUUGCCGGCAAGCAGUGUCUCUACGACUUCCUCCGCGACCUCCACGGUGACACCGACGAGUUGUUCAUCGCCUUCCGCGGCAAGCCCAGCCAGCACCAGGCGGCGGUAACUGCCGAAGACGGCCCCCAGACCAAGGACACCCCCGCCACACCUACCGCCAACACCGACAUCAUGGACAACAGCACCACCUUCGACUCGCCGGAGAUGCUCCAGAACGUCGAGAAGGCCAUCCGCAACGUACGCCAGCACUGCGGCUGGUAG